Molecule: messenger RNA, 687 nt
Organism: Arachis stenosperma
Lineage: Eukaryota; Viridiplantae; Streptophyta; Magnoliopsida; Fabales; Fabaceae
Product: NAD(P)H-quinone oxidoreductase subunit 5, chloroplastic-like
Biological process (GO): electron transport coupled proton transport; ATP synthesis coupled electron transport
Cellular component (GO): chloroplast
Molecular function (GO): NADH dehydrogenase (ubiquinone) activity
Source: RefSeq, a predicted model, not a curated record
UAGCUAAAUCUGCCCAAUUUCCCCUUCAUGUAUGGUUACCGGAUGCUAUGGAGGGGCCUACUCCAAUUUCUGCUCUUAUACAUGCUGCUACUAUGGUAGCGGCGGGAAUCUUUCUUGUAGCUAGACUUCUUCCUCUUUUCAUAGCUAUACCUACCAUAAUGAAUGGAAUAGCUUUCAUUGGUAUAAUAACAUUAUUUUUGGGAGCUACUUUAGCUAUUGCUCAAAAAGAUAUUAAGAGAAAUUUGGCCUAUUCUACAAUGUCUCAAUUGGGUUAUAUGAUGUUAGCUCUAGGUAUGGGAUCUUCCCGAGCUGCUCUAUUUCAUUUAAUUACUCAUGCUUAUUCAAAAGCAUUGUUGUUCUUAGGAUCUAGAUCAAUUAUUCAUUCAAUGGAAACUAUUGUUGGAUAUUCUCCAGAAAAAAGUCAAAAUAUGGUUCUUAUGGGUGGGUUAACAAAACAUACGCCAAUUACAAAAACAGCUUUUUUAAUAGGUACGCUCUCUUUUUGUGGUAUUCCACCCUUUGCUUAUUUUUGGUCCAAAGAUCUGAUUCUUAAUGAUAGUUUUGUAUUCGCCAAUUUUUGCAAUAUUAGCUUAUUUUACAGCUGGAUUAACCGCAUUUUAUAUGUUUCGCAUCUAUUUACUUGUUUUUGAAGGAUAUUUCAAUGUUCAUUUUCAAAAUCUCAAUGGC